Molecule: messenger RNA, 4602 nt
Organism: Beauveria bassiana ARSEF 2860
Lineage: Eukaryota; Fungi; Ascomycota; Sordariomycetes; Hypocreales; Cordycipitaceae
Product: phosphoinositide 3-kinase regulatory subunit 4
Exons: 2
Coding region: 1-4602 (1533 amino acids)
Biological process (GO): protein targeting to vacuole; late endosome to vacuole transport; autophagy of peroxisome
Cellular component (GO): nucleus-vacuole junction; phosphatidylinositol 3-kinase complex, class III, type I; phosphatidylinositol 3-kinase complex, class III, type II
Molecular function (GO): protein binding; protein serine/threonine kinase activity; ATP binding
Source: RefSeq, a predicted model, not a curated record
AUGGGCCAGGGCUUCUCGCUGGCGACGCCCUCGGCGGGCUCUGCCGGCAUCGACGUUCCCCAGCUGCAAGAUCUUCAAUACGAGCGGAGCAUUGGUGAUGCACGGUUCAUGAAGAGUAUCCGAGCCCGCGACGAGAACACGGUCGUGCUCGUCAAGGUGCUCGUCAAGCCGUUUGCCGACGUCAAGCUCGACCAGUACAAGAGACAAAUUCUAGAACAGCGAAAAGCCCUCGCCGCCGUCCCCAACGCCCUCGGCUUCCAGCGUGCCAUCGAGACGGAGACCAACGGAUACCUCGUCCGCCAGUUCAUGUACAGCUCGCUCUACGACCGCCUCAGCAAUCGCCCGUUCCUAGAGGACAUUGAGAAGAAGUGGCUGGCGUUUCAGCUUCUCUGCGCACUGCGCGACUGCCACGCACGCGAUAUUUACCACGGCGACAUCAAGGCCCAAAACGUGCUGGUCACGUCAUGGAACUGGCUCUACCUGACGGACUUUUCGUCGGCGUACAAGCCCGUCAUGCUGCCUGACGACAACCCGGGUGACUUCUCAUAUUUCUUUGAUACGUCGGGCCGGCGAACCUGCUACAUUGCGCCCGAGCGAUUCUACGCUGCUGGAGCGGCCCCGCCAGAGACGGCCAAGAUGACGUGGGCCAUGGACGUUUUCAGCGCCGGCUGCGUCGUGGCGCAAAUGUUUCUCGAGUCGGAGAUUUUCAGCCUCGCGCAGCUGUACAAGUACAGACGCGGCGAGUACGACCCCGUCAUCACCCAUCUCAGCGUCAUCUCGGACAAGGAUGUGCGGGACAUGAUUGCAAACAUGAUUCACCUGGACCCGGAGAAGCGCUACUCGGCAGACCAGUGCCUGGAGCUUUGGAAGGGGAAAGUCUUUCCGCAUUACUUUUACAACUUUUUGCAUCAGUACAUGGAGCUCGUUACGGAUCCGUCCUCGGGCAACAGCCCCAUGUCUGGGGCGCAAAAGAAUGAAGGCGAAUCUGACGACCGCAUCGAUCGCGUCUACUAUGACUUUGACAAAAUUUCCUACUUUCUCGGGUACCAGUCCGAAAAGAGAACACAGAACGACGAGCCUCGACCGCAGCCCAAGCUGGGGCUGUCACACUUUCCAGUACAGCUUAGCAUUCCGAAUAAUGAACAUGCAGUCUCUGCCGACCUGGAACCACCAGAAGAUGACGGAACACUGAUAUUCCUGACCUUGGUAGUUUCUGCCAUGAGGACAACAGCCAGGGCUUCAUCAAGAAUUCGAGCCUGCGACAUUCUCCUAGCCUUUGCCGAGAGAUUGACAGACGAAGCAAAGCUAGAUCGGGUCCUGCCCUAUUUAAUGGCGCUUCUGAAAAGAGAUGAGACGGAUAUUGUGGUGGUCUCCGUCAUACGCACUAUCACGCAGCUUUUGCAGAUGGUACACAUGGUCACGCCGAUUAACUCGCAUGUCAUCGCAGACUAUGUACUUCCUCGCAUGGAAACGGCACUUGGCUCAAAGGCUAAUGUUGCAAGCCCCUUGGUGCGCGCUACAUUUGCGUCGUGCUUGGGCAGUCUCGCCUCGAGUGCUCAGAGAUAUCUAGAGCUAGCCUCCAGUAUACGGCCGGAUGGCUCCAUGUCCAUUGCAGACCCCGAGGUCGAGGCCGGUGCAGAGGCAGACACCAAUUUCGAAAGCAUAUUCGACAAUGCUGGAAGGCAACUCUUUGAAAAGAUUGAGGGUUUUACCAAGCAGCUCGUCGAAGAUCCUGAUGUAUAUGUGCGACGGGCACUUCUUUCAUCGGUACCGGAGCUGUGCAUGUUUUUCAAGGAGCAGUCAAAUGAUGUGUUGCUGGCGCAUUUGAAUACCUACCUCAAUGACCGAGACUGGUCUUUGAAAUGUGCCUUCUUCGAUACGGUCGUUGGCAUCGCUGCUUUUAUCGGAAGCGUGAGCUUGGAGGAAUUUAUGCUGCCCCUGAUGGUUCAAGCGCUGGCCGAUCCCGAGGAAUUUGUUGUGCAAGCUGCCAUUCAUUCCUUGGCGCAGCUUGCUGGCCUCGGCCUACUGUCUCAAGCAAAGCUCUGGGAGCUGCUGGACCUGAUUGGGCGUUUCACCAUGCACCCCAACAUAUGGAUUCGCGAGUCUGCCGCUGAAUUUAUUUCCAUGUCGGCAAGUUUUCUCGAGCCAGCCGACGUGCACUGCUUCUUGCUGCCGUUGGUCAAGCCAUACUUGAAGAUUGCCCAUCUUCCCGACUAUAAUGAACUCAGCGUUCUUGAUGCCCUGAAAUCUCCGCUCACGCGACCCGUGUUUGAUCAAGCCAUAGCGUGGGCUACUCAGACCGACCGUGGGGUCUUCUGGAAGUCGUUACAGUCCGCUCGAUCCUUGGCUUUUGGAUCCUCUUCCACAUUGGCUGCGCGAACCAAAGAAUUGAUUUCGCCCGCCGCGAGCAAGUCAAACCGCAAUGACGAAGAUGACCAAUGGCUAGAGAAGCUACGAAAGUUGGGGAUGAAGCCAGAAGAUGAGAUGAAGCUGGUUGCUUUGCGAGAGUUUAUCUGGCGUCUCAGUACCAUGCGAAGCCGAGACUCUUCUCCAGCAGAGCCAAGUAUUUCUGUGGGCGUGAUUUCUUUGAAGGACCUGGGCGUCACGCCACAGACAGUCUUUUUCAAUGACACACCACUCAAGGAUCCUUCAAUUACUCCGGAUUUGGAGCCGCCGUCGGCGCAAUACACAAUCGCAGAUGCGCUGUUGGACGCCUCGAUGACUAUUGAUGAUACUGUCACGAAAAGAAGAAAGGCCGCCAAUGUGCACAAGAAUCGAGUUCAAAGCGUGGGUCCCCAUGAUGGCCGUAUUCUGUCACCCAGCGGAAGUGGUCGCGCCAGCUCUCGCGACUCCCACAUACUGUCAAAUGGCUCCCGAGAUGACGCGUCUGUCAACGAAGGGCCCUAUGCGCUGAGACGUGCAAUGCGUCACCAAACUAGUGCUCUGAGCCUUCUCGACCGCAGAGACGGAGGCAAGUCGAUACCCGAGACUGGGACCAGUGACGCGAAUGCUUUUGGGGAGAUGGAGGGUCCGUUUACGCAAAUGGUUCGCGCGCAGCCACCGGCCUCGGGGAAGAGCGCGGAAGUGCAGGUGGCGAAGCAACCAAAACACAGCUACGCAGGCAAUGAUCCAAGUAUCCAGUUCAUGCUUGACAAUAUGUAUGUCGACAAUUUCCCUCGCGAUGUGCUCGAAUUUGGGCCCAUGGUGGAGCCGAUAUCCAGGAGAAAGAACAGAGCUGUUCGCACACCAAACACGGAAGAGCGCUGGAAACCGCAGGGACACUUGGUGGCCACUUUCGGCGAGCACAGGGGCUCCGUCAAUCGCGUCGCCGUCUCUCCAGACCACAUGUUUUUCGUGACGGGUGGCGAUGACGGCACCGUCAAGGUCUGGGACACUGCGCGGCUGGAGCGCAACAUUACGCAUCGAUCACGACAAACGCACAAGCAUGCCGACGGGGCACGUGUGAUUGCGCUGUGCUUUAUUGAGAACUCGCACUGCUUUGUAAGCUGUGCCAGUGACGGCAGCGUCGAAGUCGUCAAAGUCGAUACCGUCUUGGCCAGUGGCGUCGUCAAGUAUGGCAAGCUGCGGAUUCUGCGCGAGUAUCGCCUGCCAGAAGGAGAAUAUGCCGUCUGGUGCGAGCACUUCCGGCAAGAGACUAGCUCUAUUCUCAUCUUGGCCACAAACAAGUCGAGAAUUCUCGGCAUUGACUUGCGAACCAUGGCGUUGCUUUAUAUCCUGGAGAAUCCAGUUCACCAUGGCGCGCCGACCUGCUUCUGCGUUGACAGGAAGCGACACUGGCUCUGUGUCGGUACGACGCACGGCAUUAUUGACCUCUGGGACCUGCGCUUCAAGACCCGGCUCAAGGCCAUGGGGGUCCCUGGAAAGAGCGCCAUCUACCGCGUCGUCCUCCAUCCGUCCAAAGGCCGCGGCAAGUGGGUGUGCGUCUCUGGCGGCGCCGAGCACGGCGAAAUCACGACGUGGGAUCUGGAAAAGUCGACGUGCCGCGAAAUUUACCGAACCGGCACCGUCAAAGAUGGCCCCAAGGAAUACGCCGUGUGGGACGUGGACAGGGAAAAGCCCGAGGGCGUCCUGGCGCGCUUCGCGACGACGCUCGACGUGGCUGGCUCUGCGCAUGCGGACCGCGGGGUGCGCGCCAUUGCAACCGGGAUCUCCACGGGCGAGGACUCGCGCGACAUUCGCCACGCGUUUCUGAUAAGCGGCGGCUCGGACAGGAAGAUGCGAUUUUGGGACAUUGCGCGAACGGAAAACUCGUGCGUGUUUAGCGGGCUGCAGCCGGAUGAGGCGCAGCCGACGUAUUCGGCGCCGAGUUUGACAACUUCGACGACGACGGUCAACACGGAGCGCUUUGCGAAGCACAAUGGGAGUAGCGCGGCAGCAGGGACGGGAGCGAGCGGGAGGGCCAAGACGUCGUCGGGUGCGGCGGCAAAUGGCCGGCCGGCGCGGUCGACGGUGAUUUCGCUACAGCAGCAACAGCUUUUGCAGUCGCAUCUGGACUCGGUUCAGGAUGUGGCGUUGCUAGAGUAUCCUUAUACGAUGAGUGUGUCUGUUGAUAGAUCGGGAAUGGUUUUGGUGUUUCAGUAG